AUGUGUUUGUUUUUAGAUUUGGAAGAUAACUGUAUUCGUUUGACCUACGGCGAAUUGUUUCAAAUAUUUCAAAGCUUCCCCGAAAACAAUUUGAACACAAAACUGAAAAGGCUCCAGUUAAGCAUCUUAGAGCAAACAGGUCGUGAUAUCUUUCCUGAUGAUGAAAAGAAAAACUCGUCUCGUGAAAGAUCAAAAAGGCUAAAAACUUCGGAUUUGCAGUGUGGUAGAAGCGUGCAAGAACUGGCAUAUUAUUAUGCUACCCAAAUGAAGUUUAGAGCGGAGAGAAAUACAGAUGCUUACAAAAUAAUUAGAGAUAUCACGAAUAUUAAUAUAAAGAUAAAGGAAUAUCGCAAUGCACUAGACGAAACCAAAAAUGCUGCAUUCAAAUUAAGUAGCGUUGAAGCUGUAUCUCUUAUUAUUAAAGCUAAAUUAAGCAAAAAUCAGUAUAAUUUAAUUAAACAACGAACUAGAAAAAAAGCUGUGAUAUAUAUCUCUCGGUAUAAAAAAGUCCUCCAAGCAAAAAAAAAUGCUACCCUCAUUGUAGUCACUGUUGGAUUACACCAGUAA
Psylliodes chrysocephalus is the source of this 567-nucleotide messenger RNA. The record is from the annotation of a GenBank genome assembly. Lineage: Eukaryota; Metazoa; Arthropoda; Insecta; Coleoptera; Chrysomelidae.